Molecule: messenger RNA, 3747 nt
Organism: Fusarium poae
Lineage: Eukaryota; Fungi; Ascomycota; Sordariomycetes; Hypocreales; Nectriaceae
Exons: 1
Coding region: 1-3747 (1248 amino acids)
Molecular function (GO): RNA binding; FAD binding; ribonuclease T2 activity
Source: RefSeq, a predicted model, not a curated record
AUGACUUGGCAUUUCCACCUUUUGCUGGUGCUGGCGCUGGUCUGCCUAGUGAGUGCAUCAUGCUCUGGCAAGUCAGACGCCUGCUCCUCCAACCCAAUUCUACUGCGAAGAAUCAAUGAACUCAACUUCCAAUCCGCAUCAUGCAACCUCAAGUGGAAGUUUGGCUGCACUCAACCCGACAAGGACGGCGGGACGAUGCAAAAACCGCCAGCCUUUCCAUUGUGUACCACAUCGGACUACCCCUCUGGACUGCUGCCCGUCGAUGCCUACACGCUGUCAUUACAGGCCAACACAUUCAGUAAAGGUGCCGCUAAUGCUACGCUGCACGGUUUGUGGCCUAGCUCAGCAGCCGGCAAGGGCGCCAAGAAUCAGCCUUACGGGUGUCUCAACGGCGAGGAGUUCGAUGAGGCAAUCCUCAAAACCUUUGAUGACUUAUUGAAGUACUUUUGGCCGACAAAUCCACAGUUUAAGAACACCAUGCAAUGCUUUAUCCUGUCUGAAUGGAUGAAGCAUGGCACCUGUGCCGUGAUACCGGGUGCUGAUGGUGAAGCGUUCAGGCUGCCACAAGAGGCUUACUUCCGCACCGUGUUUGUGCUGGCUAAUGAGUUCAACGCAAACCCAGCCUUGCAAGAGCAGCUCAAGGCGCCGAAACCAAUGGCAGAUAUGGAGCCGACUAUCACGACCCGCUGUGUGCAGUGUGCAUACCUGGCAACAGUAGACUGGAAAGGGACAGAUGUGGCGAGCGUUCCUCGCAUGUCGGGCGACUGUAUUGAUUCGUGCUUUUCAUGUGGUAAGGACUGGGACAGAUGUCCUCCAGCACAACUCGAAAGCACUAUCGAGCUAGAUCCCCGCAAUGCACCACCUAUGGAGAGUGAUAGUGACAGCAGUGACGAAGACGCGAGCUUCAAGGUGCUGGGAUUUGCUGUGCCCGGUCUUGUGAACAGCGACAACAUCUCAUCCUGGAAGGGCACCUGGCGCUCAUUCGGAGCCGAGCAGCUGGGUUCCGGCAAGUUCGAGUUUGCCCAGACCUUCACUAACAACACAAUGACUGUUACUACAGACAGUCCAUACCCCCAGACGUGCAAGUAUGAGCGACGUGGGCCUGGGGAACUGGUCCUGCGAUGUGGCAGCAGUAAUGCACACCUGGAAGAGUGUCUGGUGCAGCGGCUUCCGGACAUUGGCGGGCUUGAAGCUGCCUUUCUAGCAUGCAACCACACUGGGGCUCCAGCGCCAGGAAGCUUCUUCACUGCUAUGGAUACGCCUGGAUGUGGCAACUUUCUCAUGUUCCGCUGCAAGGCUUCAGCUGCAGGUUGUUCGUUUUCUCCAGAUGCCUCAGACGACAGCAAGUCAUCCAAGUCCAAGACCAAGGCUGAGCCCGACCUCAAGACCCGUUAUACCAGUCACUCCACUCCAGGUAUUGCUGGAUCACCACCCAAGCUGCUAGGUUCAUGGCGCUCGCUCCAGGUGUCGAGCAACUAUGAAAAGGGUCUGGCACGAUGGAACUUUACUGCCGACGGCCAGGCAUCAAUGGAGUGGCCGAAUUACCCUAGCCGUGGUGUUGAGCGUUACUCCGUCUCGCACUUUCAGGAGGAUCCCAGCCGGGUGCUCCUCGCUGAUGCCAGUGGUAGCAUUACCAACUGUCGCUUCAGGUUUCAGUACCAGCCUAUAUACUCCUACGCAACACUGGAUUGUGGAUCACUGGACCAGCUGGUAGAAGACAAGGAGAGCACGCAGCACACAAAAUGGGCCAUGGGUCGAUGCAACCCGUGCAGCGCUUCCUGUCGCUAUUCAUGCAGCUCUGACAACAACAUGUGCGGUGCUGAGUCUUGUGACCCGGCCGAGUCUUCUCAAGUUGAUACUUCUGGUGCCAUGUACUCGCUCCCAGCCAAAGAUGGUCAUAACUGGUGCACGCCUGAAGACUCUAGCUGCUGGCCGACUACGACAGCCAUCCUCGAACUGGAGCAGGCUCUGGACCCUACUGUACCACGGCUUGGACUUGAAUGGAGCAACUACCCACAACCGCAACCAGCCCCAGUACCAAUGGGCUCUGUCAAGAACCAGUCAUUUUAUGGUCUAGGUAUCGGGGGACUAAAGGCACUAUACUACUACGAGAACAUCAACGACAUGCAGCGCCCUUGCUUCAGUGCAUCUGGAGACAUUACUGCCUGGAACGAUGCAUCGGACAUGUGCAAGGCAGCACUUCAUCAGAACGAGUACCGCAAUUGGAACCCUUUCAUUGUUGUCUUUCCGCUCAACGAGCGCCAUAUCGCUGCUGCCCUGACAUUUGCUGCCCAGCACCGUCUGUGCAUCGCCACUGCUGGAACUGGCCACGAGUACAAUAGCCGCAACUCAUGCCCGACCGGAGGCAUACUCAUCCGUACUAUCUUGCUCAAGGACAAGGUCUUUAUGCCUACCUGGGACCAGGAUCCUACUAUCGCCCCUGCUGGCGCAUUCCGCUUUGGCGCCGGUUCCAUCUUUGCUGAGAUGCACGAGUUCUCUUCCAAGUAUGAUCGCGUUGUCGCAUCGGGCUGGUGCUCCACCGUUGGCAUGGUUGGUUUCCAUCUCGGUGGUGGUCAUGGACCCUUUGCGCCGUCUAUGGGUCUCGGCGUUGACAACGUGUUGGAGGUUGAAGUUCUCCAGGUCGGUCGCGACGCCUACGACAAUCCUGUCGUUCAUAAGAAGAUUGCCAGUCGACACCAAAAUCCCCAGCUCUUCUGGGCCAUGCGCGGUGGAGGAGGUGGAGUCUGGGGCAUUAUCCUCUCCAUGACACUUCGGGCUCACAAGGUACCCGAUGGCGGUCUCAGCCGUGUGUUCAUCUCCCAGAAGGGUAAUUUCUGCCCGGGUCAGCAGGACUUCGGCUACGAGUGGUUACGCGACAUGUGGGGUCGCUUUGCUGCAUGGCAGCUACGGCUUAACCACAAGGUCAGUACGCAGCCUGCCUUCUUCAUCAACACCGACAACUACAAGAAUGGCGACCUCUGCAAAGUCACUUGGUCCUUCAACUUCGAGUAUUUCUAUACUGGUGGUCAGACAGAAAAGGACUACGAGCUUUUCCGCGAUGGUCUCAAAGACGUCCUGAAGAACGACACCGCCCAGGAGGACAACUAUGAGUCGGCUUACAAGUACCUUCUCUCCAUGCCAGCCAACAAGUUUUCACUCAACGCUACGAACCCUCUGCCAGCGUCAAGUCCGCCCUCCGAUGCAGCCACUGGGUCUCAGAACUCAGUCCUUGUUUCACGACAGAUGAUGGAGACAAAGUUCGCCUCGACCAUGAUGGAUGUGCUGGACAUCUGCGUAAAGACACUGAAAACUCCUGACCGAACAUCACCAGAUCCAGCGGGCUACCGUUGCGGUUUCCACUAUCUCUACACAUCAAUGACUGGCAAUCUUGGCAGCGUGCAGCCCAAAGACACAGCCAUCUCCGCGGGCUUCCGCUCAGCGCUUAUGCUGUGGAACGCACGUACCUUGACAACGCAGCAGGCUGAUGACACGAUAUAUAAGCUUGGUCCAAACAGCUAUUUCUCCGAGAGCUCGUAUGUAAUGCAUAACUGGACAGCAAGGUACUGGGGCGAGAAGACGUAUGGGCAGUUGCUGGCUGUGAAGAAGGCGCACGACCCGAAGAAUCUUUUCUGGUGCCAUCAUUGUGUUGGGGAUAAUCCGAAAGACGCUUAUGGAGAGCCGCUAGGUGCUUCAGCUAAUGCUGGCAAAGAGGAUCGGUUGGAGGAUGAGUUAAGGGACGAGUUGUAG